Molecule: messenger RNA, 496 nt
Organism: Pseudomassariella vexata
Lineage: Eukaryota; Fungi; Ascomycota; Sordariomycetes; Amphisphaeriales; Pseudomassariaceae
Exons: 1
Coding region: 70-342 (90 amino acids)
Source: RefSeq, a predicted model, not a curated record
CGUGAAAUAAAUGCAUAGAUCAGUAUCCCACCAGCGACCGAACCACAAUAUUUGUACCAACCGCGACCCAUGGAUUUCGAGUCUCCAAUCUCCCGACACGAAAAUUACGAACGGUUUUAUGCACGAGUCAUGUCGUGCUUGCUGCGGUGGGAAGACGCGUCCACCAUUCUGGGGCAUCGUGAUCCGGGAAGGGGAUAUCCCGGUUGCGGGUAUUCGAACACAUACUUGCCGGGGUUUUUGUUUCACUGUCUUUGGCUGUUUGCUUUAGUGCAUGAAAAUCUGCAGAUCCUUCGGUCCUGCUCAUGGUGUAUGCUGCGCAGCUUCUCUGAAACCGAUGAAUGAGAUGGCCCAAAGCAGAUAGUUUGAAGGUUAUGGGGACAUGUCAAGAAGUUUCCACUACCGUUACUGGAGGGGGUGGGGGUUGCUACAAAGGCUGCGUUUAUUAUGGGCCAGCUGAAGCUGCCUUGCAGCAUUGAACCAGUAGGCCCACUACCAG